GAUCUAAACGGAUCAUUAUGUGUAUUAUACAUGUUCUUAUAGUUUACAGUGAUUAAAAAAAUCUAGUAAUAAAACCGUUAGAACUACAUUCCUUUGGAACAGACAGGAGUAACUUUAAUAAGGAACAAUGCCAACUGUGAGAGAGCGAUCCUGCUCAGAAAAAGAGGUUCAAGCCAUUAGAUUUAAUCAUAACGAACAGCAAUGCCUAGAAAAGAAAGUAAAUGGACUGAAACAAGAGGGAGCAUGCUCUAUUCAUCUCAUAAAUCAAACGCACAAGAAUAUCAAAGUUAGCUAUAAAUCUUUAAAGGACAAAGUUUCAAAAAUAAAAACGCAUUUGAAUGUUAAAGAAAUUGAAGAAUUUCGAAAGAUGGAAAACAACGGGAAAAUUGAAAUAUUUAAAUCAAUAUCGAAGCCAGAUUCAGCAAGUCGAAUUUCAACAUACGCUAAAAGAUUGCAAAUUGAAUAUGACGAAAAUCAGUCGGCUUCUGCCGCGAAACAUAGCGAUGAUUUGAUCCACAUCAACCCUUUUAAUGACGAUGAUGUGACACGGAAGGAUCUUCUGUUAAGACAAAUAAGUGAUCUCAACGAUCGUUUUAAUGCUGUACGAGAGAAAGAAAGAGCUUUCGAACAUGGACUGGUUCCUAAUAAAUCAACGAUAAUUACUGUCAAAACUAAUAAGAAAAUAAACAAAGGUGACAGUGAUGACGAAACCGACCAGUGUGACAGACAACAAAGGGCAAAUGUAGGUCAAUCAGAAACUUCUCUUAAAAAUAAAGGCUGUAGAAGGGAAUCAGUGCUAAGACCGAGUACGUCAUUUGCUUUUUCUAGCAAUAAACAUGUACAUGACGUAAUACGACCAGCAACAAGUUUAGGCAAUUGUAAAUCUGAGUUAUUUGAAAAAAAGAAAAACAAAUCGUCGGCCAUCAAACGAUCAAAGAGUGUAAAAGUAGCUCCAUCGAAAGAAUCAGAAUAUACUCAAGAAUUUAAAACUGUUAAGGAAAUCAAAGGUUCAAAAUUCAAAUCUGUCAAGAGAACAAAAAGUUUGAAAAAAGUCACAUCUCUUAAUAGUUCAACGGAGAAAGAAAUAAUACAAGAACUUGACGAGCCACACUUGGCAGUUAAGAGUUUCUGUUCUGAACCUACCUUUAAAACCGAAAAGAACCCAAUUGAUAACCUUAACUCUGAAGAAGUCACUGGUGAUAAGCCUGUAUUAAUCAACGUGGAAGAAUGUUCCAAUAUAUUGCCGGAAGAACAAAAUAAUAUCAAGACUUUAAAAGGAAAAAGACAAACUAAAAGAUCCAGUAGUUUUAAACAUGGAAAUUCAGUCACAGAGCAUCAUGUUUCCAUUUGUAAUAGCCCAGAAAGUCAAGGUAACAAUAAAGCAAAACUAAAAAGGAACCACACUGUGAAAGUAAGACCAACUACAGCUGUAAGCACCGGCUCAGAAAAAAAUUCCUUACAACACAUGAUUUUUAAGAAAGGUUCAAAGGUCAGACCAUCAACAGCCAUUAGUAGUUGUACAGAAAACAGUACACCAAGAAGUGCUGCAAUGUCGGCACUAUCUGGUAGAAGUGAAGCUGUGGCAAACAUAAUAGCUUGCAUGAAUGGGCCACAGCAUGCACCAUUUGAUUGCCAUGCCGCAGCAGAAAGAGUGGAAAAAGAACUAAAUACAAAAAAUAUACUUGAAGAGGGCAGGACCAAAUUUUUGUCACGUGAUUCUGUUGAAAGUAAUCUCGGACAUGAUUUACACCAAGAGUUGAGAAAAGAACUUAUUCAAGAGGAAGAAAAAGAAGCAAUUAAAAUUGAGGAUAAAAUAUGCAGUUUUAUGGACAGAUUGAACGAAAAGUUGAAGUCAGAAAAGCCUACCAAAGAACCGUGGUCGGCACAGACAUCAAUGUUAUCCGUGAACGAUUCGUUGAAACGUCAACCGGAUGUUCCUGAAAUCAAACGUGUAAAUAUGAGAAGACAAAAUAAGUUUUCUGAAGAGGAAGAAAGAAAAAUGAAACAGAAUAUGUACAGACGAUCAUCUACAGCAUGGAAAGAUGUGAACAAAUGUAGAUAUUUAAGGAUCGAAGAAAGUAAAAUAGACUUAUCCGGGAUAAAAACGUUAGCUGCAGAUCAGUUUUCAUUGCUAAACAAUCUGAAAUAUACAGGUUAUGAGGCGGUUGUUUAGCUUGUAACGUGAUUAUGGUUUAAUUAGUGCUAUGUAUCAUUGGUGCAUCAUAUUUAUGGCGUAUAAUAUUUCAUAGAAAAACUAAAUUUUGCUAAAUUAAAUCUGAAUAGUAUUUAGUUCAGCUAACUACAUAAAUAAAUGAAAUUCAGUGAUGUUUUAUUUUUAUUCUACAGUAUUUCAUUUGAAAAGCAUUU
Molecule: messenger RNA, 2367 nt
Organism: Mytilus trossulus (common blue mussel)
Lineage: Eukaryota; Metazoa; Mollusca; Bivalvia; Mytilida; Mytilidae
Exons: 2
Coding region: 128-2173 (681 amino acids)
Source: RefSeq, a predicted model, not a curated record